Messenger RNA from Rosa rugosa (rugosa rose), 3629 nucleotides. RefSeq lists its product as uncharacterized. The transcript is spliced from 2 exons. Lineage: Eukaryota; Viridiplantae; Streptophyta; Magnoliopsida; Rosales; Rosaceae. The record is from RefSeq and is a predicted model, not a curated record. Gene Ontology annotation, molecular function: histone binding; chromatin binding. Gene Ontology annotation, cellular component: nucleus; chromatin. The coding region runs from base 1 to 1341 and encodes 446 amino acids. Gene Ontology annotation, biological process: somatic cell DNA recombination; nucleosome assembly.
AUGGAAACAAUAACACUGGUGCCGAAUAAACCUGUGUUUGAGAAGUUGGAAGAGUUGCAUCUCCUUGGUGUGAGUUGCCUGAAGGAAUUAUGUGUUGGUGAAUUACCCGUUGGGUCUCUAUGCAAUCUCAAGUUAUUCAAGGUGGAAUAUUGCCAUGACUUGGUAAAGACACUCUUACCAUCAAAUUUUUGGCAGAGACUACACAAUAUGGAAAAACUAAUUUGUGAAGAUAUGAAUCAAAUGGAGUAUGUUUUUGGAUCCAAGGGGAUGGAGUCAGAAGAUAUUAUCUUGAUAAAAUUGAGAGAGAUGAUAUUGUGGAAUCUAGAGAAUCUAAUAGGCAUAUGCAAUGGUCCUGCUCCAAAUGCAGUCUUCCAUAGUCUUAAAAGUUUGGCAGUAUAUGGGUGCAAGAAACUGAAACAUCUGUUCACAUACGAUAUAGCUCAUUGUCUUUUGCAUUUGGAAGAUCUUUCGGUGACUCAGUGUUCUAGCUUGGACAGGGUUAUCGAACCUAGCAAGGAAACAGUCAACAAGAAGAUGGUUUUUCCUGAAUUGAAAAACUUAGCUUUGUCAUAUCUUCCACAGCUCACAAGGUUCUGCAGUAGUGAAAGUGCUACCAUUGAGUGCCCUUCAUUGGAACACUUGCAUGUGCAGGACUGCCCCCAUUUUACAACCUCUAUUUCUGACUUCCACAGCGGGAAUCGAUUCAUCCAAGUCAAUGAUCUACGACAUUUGAGGAUGAGCAAAGACUUAAAUAACAUCAAUUUAGCUGGCCAGCACACCAUGGACAUCCUUGAGAGCCUACCUCAUAAUGUCAGAAAGCGGCUUGAGUUCAUGAGAGAAAUUGAGAGUCAACGUGAUGAAUUAGAGGCCAAGUUUUUCAAGGAGAAAGCUGAACUUGAAGCCAAGUAUCAGAAAUUAUAUCAGACUCUCUACAGCAGGCGAUACUUGAUUGUGAAUGGUGUUGUUGAAACUGAAGGAGUUGCCCCUGAAACAACAACAGAUCAUGAGAACAAAACUGCAAAAGAGAGAGGAGUGCCUGAUUUCUGGCUGAAUGCAUUGAAGAACAAUGCAGUGCUAGCCGAGGAGAUUACCGAGUGUGAUGAAGGAGCUCUUAAAUAUCGUAGAGACAUCAAGUGUUUUAAGAUACAUAAUUCCAAGGGGUUCAAGAUUGAGUUCGACUUUGACACCAAUCCAUUUUUCAAAAACUCUGUUUUGACAAAGACAUACAUUGUUUGGACCCAAAAUGAACAUUUUGGCCUGACAAGGCAUGUGUUGGAGAAAUUGAGCCAAUGUCAGUGGCUCAAGCUAUAUAUUGUCGACAAGCUCGAAAUAUAUAUUUAGAGGCUAAAUAAAGCCUACUAUGGAAGCAUGGAAGCAUGAAAAGUCAACUUUAGCACAUUUUCCUACUUCGGCUAGGAGAAACCGAGCUAAACAAGGAAGGAGGGGUGGCAGACUGACCAAAUGAACUUGAAAUGAGCUGAAACUCUGCAGAUCCAUUCUAGACAGCCCAAGGAUCAUUUCUUCUGAAUAGUGCCAGAGAUUUUUUUGAGUGGAAGGCCUUCAAACAAUCAGUCCAAUUUUCUACAGAAGCAAAACUGGAAAACUGGACCUGUAAGAGGUCCAGCAGCAUUUCCAGCCCAACCGCAUGGAAUAAAGCUCUGAAAAUUUGUCAGGAUGAUCUACACUCAUAGUGAAACAUUUUUUAUGAAGAAGUCGAAGGCUCAUUCUGAAGUCCUGUUGGAGAAAUAAUUGAAGGAAUAAAGGGGCAGAAACUGACCUAAAACCAGCUCAAUAUUCACAUGUUCAUGUUUCAUACCCACAUGAAGAAAGCUAGAUGCUUUUCUUCUUUUCCUUGGAUAUAUUUUUCAAGACAAUCUCUUUAAUAGAUCAUCAUCACUUCCAUGUUUUUGCACCUUCAUGCAUUGCUUUCAUUUCAUCAUUUCUCUAUCUUUUCCAUAUUUUACAAAUCACUUUCAUACUCCACUUUCAUUAUUUUUCUUCCACUCAUCAUUUCACUCUUCUUUUUCUUCCCUAUAUAAACACCUUCUCCUCUCAUUCUAAAACACCCAUUCACAUUCAACAACAACAUCUCUAAGAUGAUCUAAGUUCUCUCUAGAGCAACCUCUCUAAGAGCAACUCCUCUCCUUCUCUUUCUCUUACCGGUGAUCACACUCCUAGUCCUAGUCAUCUCAGAAGCCGACUUUCAGUGCCACUAAACCCUCUGUCAAUGUACUUCGGUCCUAGUCUCCUCGAGAGACGAUUGUAGUACCACGACCAAACACCGACACCAAUACACAUUCACAACAUCAAAACAUCUCUAAGAUGAUCUAAGUUCUCUCUAGAGCAACCUCUCUAAGAGCAACUCCUCUCCUUCUCUUUCUCUUACCGGUGAUCACACUCCUAGUCCUAGUCUUCUCAGAAGCCGACUUUCAGUGCCACCAAACCCUCUGUCAACGUGCUUCGGUCCUAGUCUCCUCGGGAGCCGACGGUAGUGCCGCGACCACAACGGUUACAGAACCAGUCAAGCAAGGGUAACGCCCUAGCAACCCAGCCAAGCUAAAGUCACGCUUUAGCAAGAUCUCAAUACUUCCCGGUGAUUUCGCUCUGCUCAAUCUGCAAUAUUGAGUAUCGAAUUGUGAACAAGAAGAAACUUCAGCAAAGUCCUCACCACGAGGCACAAAGAAUCCCACGACGAGGUUGGUGCUCUCCUCGUCUACAAUCGCUUGACAGAAGUCAGGUCAAUGGACACCCCCGACGACCGCACCCGAACGGUGCUGGCACGCCCGCGCAAGAAAAGAGACUGUUGACCAGCUGCAACAAAAUUGGAGCCAAACAUACAUGAUUGAUGAAGAUGAACCAAACAGCACAGCAGGGACGGAGAUUGAAUGGUAUCCAGCAAAAUACCUGACACAGAAGAUUGUUAAGAAGAAGCAUAAGAAGGGAUCAAAGAAUUCUAAGCUUCUGACUAAAACUAAAAAUUGUAAAAGUUUCUUCAAUUUCUUCAGUCCACCUCAAGUAUCCAAGGACGAUGAAGUUAUUGAUGAAGUUGCUGCCGAGGAACUCAAAAACCAGAAGAAACAAGACUAUGAUGUUGGGUCAACCAUAUGUUAUAAGAUCAUCCCACAUGCAGUUUCGUGGUUUACUGGAGAAGCAUUUUAGGAAGAUGAUUUGGGAGACUUGAAAGUUCCCAGCAUUUCUGAUGAAGUUGUUACGUAAUGCUUCUGAUUUGUUGAUAGGUUAUAUAAUUUAUCAACUCACCAACUUUUUCCGAGUGUGAUGAAGGAGCUCUUAAAUAUCUUAGAGACAUCAACUCACCAAGACUUUUAAAUUCCAUAGAUUUCUUUAAAAGUUCCACUAAUUCCAUGUACAAUACAUCCCCCUAAAAGUCUUGGAUAGACUUUUAACGGUUCAUGAAAGUCUUGAGAUAUUCAAUUAGGAUUUUUAAAGACUUCAUGAAUUCCACCAAAAUCUAGGGGUAUUCAAUUAGGACUUUUAAAAAUGAAUAAAAGUACAGAGGUAUUCAAAAUAUCAUUCAUACUUAUGGAAUUAGAAAAUCAUGGAUAAUCAUGGACUAUGUAGUGUUAACUAUAUAUACCAAACUCCAAUAAUUUUCCAGCCUCCAGACCAAA